UUUAUUUGAAUUUAUCACAAUGUAAAUAGAACAUGAAGGUCAAGAAAUUAUGCGGUGUUGAUAAAACUUUGAUUUAAACACUGUAUGCUCCUUCGGAAUACUUGAAAUAGGUACAAUUUAAUUGGUUUUAAAGGUAUUUUAACAUCACAGGAUGGUGAUAACGAUGUUGACAAGAUCACCACCUCGGUCUUUCAGACAGUUUUCAUAUCUAAACACUUGUAUAUACAGACUUGGUCAAUAUACAUACAAUAAACAGUUAUCCUUUGGUAGAACAAACUUCUGUAAAUCUUGUUUCUAUAGAUGCAUAUCAACAUCAUCUAGUCACAUGACACGUAGUGAUUUUGCGGCAAGCGGAAGUCACACAUCACGUGAUCACACAUUGCCAAGGCGAAGCAUUUGCACGGCACCAGUCAAUCAAACAGACCAUGGUCUCCAAACAUCACUUGGCGGUCACUCUUUAUUAGAGAGACAGGUAUUAACUAAAGGUUGCACGGCGACCGGAAGUCUAAUUACACGUGCUUGUCACGCGGCAACUGUUGGUUACACUGCACGUGGUUGUCAUACGGUACCUGAUAGCCAUACAACACCUGUUUUUCUUAGAGCCGAACUAUUUCAAGACAAAUUAGCAGUAGUGACGCAACAUGGGCGUUACACCUAUCACGACCUAUUGCAUUACAGCUGCACACUGGCUCAUGAAUUUAACGAAAUCGCACACAGAAUGAGAUAUUCGUCUGGAGAUUCCGAAUUUCCGCUUAAAGGCGAGCGUAUAGCCUUUCUUUGUGACAAUGAUUUGUCCUAUAUAGUUACACAGUGGGCAGUCUGGAUGUGUGGGGCUAUAGCUGUUCCUCUGUGUAAGUCGCACCCCAUCAGUGAACUGGAAUACUUUGCAGACGAUUCCGGUGCCAAGUUAUUAGUGUGUAGUAAAAAUUAUCAAGACCAGUUGGAGCCGGUGGCCAGUAAGUUGGGUAUAUUGUUGAAGACUAUAACGAUGGACGAUUAUAGCGGGGAUUAUGAUGAAGAUUGUAAGCACUGGGAAACUGACUUGGGGAGGAAACUUAGACAAAGCCUUGGCGCUCUCUUAGAGAACGAUACUUACAAAGAUAGAAAGGCAAAGAUUGUAUAUACGAGCGGCACUACAGGCAGACCAAAGGGAGUUGUUCAUACUUUUGGAAAUUUAGAUGCACAGAUGCAAGGUAUGAUAUCAUCAUGGGGAUGGCAGCCAGAUGACGUCAUCCUGCACGUGCUACCACUUCAUCAUGUGCAUGGUAUAGUCAAUGUACUGAUGACACCUCUAUACUGUGGGGCUACACUUGUCAUGCUACCAAAUUUUGAUGCCAAAAAAGUAUGGAAAGCAUUGUUACGCACAGAUCCUCCUAUAAAUGUAUUUAUGGCAGUUCCAACAAUUUAUGCCAAACUUAUAGAGGAAUAUGACAGUCAAAAACAAUCUGAAGAUCCUUACAUACCAGAUGAUUUGUCUUCAAUUUUAACAAAAAAAUUCAGAUUGAUGGUAAGUGGAUCAGCUGCCUUGCCACAACCAAUCAUGGAGAAAUGGGAGGCUAUAACUGGUCACACAUUAUUGGAGAGAUAUGGGAUGACCGAGGUUGGCAUGGCAUUAACCAAUCCUCUCAUUGGAGACAGACUUCCUGGUAUGGUAGGCUUACCAUUUCCAGGAGUAUCAGUUCAGAUAGUUGAACAUAGUGAAAAAGGACAGAAAGUUCUCGCAGAGGGGGAUUCUGAAAAUAUUCAAACCACUAUAGGUGAGGAAGGCAGCUCUGGCGAGUUAUUUGUAAAGGGAGAUAAUGUGUUUAGUGAGUACUGGAAUAAACCAGAUGCUACGAGUGAAGCUUUUACUGCAGAUGGCUGGUUUAAAACAGGAGAUACAGCCUUGUAUACAGAUGGUGUGAUAAAAAUAGUUGGUCGUACUUCUGUUGACGUAAUUAAAAGUGGAGCUUAUAAAAUAAGUGCUUUAGACAUAGAGCGCCACCUGCUGGAACAUUCUGGUAUUAAAGAUGUUGCUAUAAUAGGAUUACCAGAUGAAAAAUGGGGACAGAUUAUUACUGCAGUGGUUGUGAUGAAGCCAGGUGAAACUCUUACAUUACCUGAUCUACAGGCUUGGUGUAAGGAUAAAAUGGCUCCGUAUCAAAUCCCCAGAUGUCUCAAGUGCCUUGACGAUAUGCCAAGAAAUGCAAUGGGAAAAGUGAACAAGAAAGAGUUAGCCAAAUCGCUAUUUCCAGAAUACUUUAGUUAAAAUUUGAUUUGAAAAACCUUUGCAGGGAUUUUAUGUUUCUUGGUGCAUUUUUUAACCAUAUAAUGGACAUUAAUAUUAAAGGGACUCCACUGAGGUUUUUUGACAUGAUGGGACUGAAAAUAUUUUUUUCCAGAUAAAUGUACCAUUUGAUGAAGGUUUAGAUCACUAAUUUUAGUGAAAUUUUAAACGCUUUUCACUCAAAUCGGGAUAAGAAAAGCAUAAAAAUACGAUUUUCAAUUUAUUUCAAAGUAUAUUUCUUAACUAUCUUUGCAUAUAUUUCUGUUUAAAGUGCCCCAGCUCAUUUAUGUAAGAAAUUUGAAUGUUAUGUUUUUAGGUUUUUUAAACCUCAGUGGAGUCCCUUUAAGGAGGGGUUUUUGUUGUGCAUUAUUGUUAUUAUUUUGAGUACAACAGGGAAAUUGUUGCAAACUUGAUUUGAUAUCAAAUUCUUUUGAAGCUGUUAUAUAACUUGAUAUAAAACAUAUCAUAUAGCAUUUAAUUUCCUGAUUAUUGCUUAAUUAUAGUUUUAUCUGAAAUAUUCAGUUUAAUUUCCAAUAUGGUUUGCAAUAUAAUAUAAUUAUUGGCUAUUAUAUAAACAUAUAUGCAUACAAUAAUAAAACAAAUCAUUUUUUUUAUCUAAAAAGUAAUUUAUACAAUUGUUACUUCCAUAAUGUCUUGUCUCAUAAUUGUACAUGUACUGUAUUAUAAUUAUUACAAUGGUUAAAAU
Messenger RNA from Ruditapes philippinarum (Manila clam), 2972 nucleotides. Its product is annotated as malonate--CoA ligase ACSF3, mitochondrial-like. The record is from RefSeq and is a predicted model, not a curated record. The transcript has 9 exons. Gene Ontology annotation, molecular function: medium-chain fatty acid-CoA ligase activity. Lineage: Eukaryota; Metazoa; Mollusca; Bivalvia; Venerida; Veneridae. The coding region runs from base 152 to 2248 and encodes 698 amino acids. Gene Ontology annotation, biological process: fatty acid metabolic process.